AGAAAGCCAGAAAUCACCCCAGGCCACCGCUACUUCUCACGAUGAUCAUGAGAUCUUGUCUGGGAACAAUGCCGCCUGUUUUGACCCAGCCGUCGAUGCCCUGGCUGCUUCUGUUGUAAGGCAAGGGGCAAGGCCGAAAGGCAGGCCUUCGAGCUUGGGGGUCUGACUGCUUUUCCUGCUUUGAGAGAGUGGAGGAGGUGGGUGAGCCUGAGCUGCUCUCCCUCCCCUCCCUUCCAGAAGGAACCCAUAGGCAAAAUCUUCUCCGUGCCCUGCAGUUCUCACUGCACUCCCCGCUGGCUGCCGGGCAGGGCCAGCCAUCCUUCCUGCCAGGGCCCCAGGGCCUCACCUCGCUCGUCCCGAGGUGAGACAGAGGCCUCCCUCGCGGCGGGGGACAAAAUGGCGUCGGGGAGAGGGGAAACAGCUGCCCUUCACCUCCAGCUGCAGGGGGCUGCCGAGCCGAGCCCACGGCCGGCCAUGAAGAUGGAGGACAGGGCCACGCAAGAGAUGGGGCGAGGAGGGGUCUCGCGCUUCCUUCAGAUCGGCUCCACGCGGGAGUUCUUAUCUGGAGAGUCCUCACGCCACGUCAAGCAGGAGCCGGAUGAACUUCUCCCGCCCCAUCACUGGGCUCCCCCCAGGCAGGAGUUUUCUCCAUCGGGGUGGAGAAACCCAGCUCUACCCAAGCCCCUGACGUGGGACAAUAGCUCUUUCCAGGCCCCAUACGAGACUCCGGGCAAUUCGAGCCCCUGGCCCUCGGGAGGAUGGGGAGGCCAGACUCUGGCCAGCCUGAGCAGGGGGACUCAAACGGUCUACAACGUCCAGGAGCAGCGAGAACGGAGGAGCCACGGGGGCCUCAAGGAGGAGCCUCCGAACGAAGGGACGGUCGGCGUGGAGAUCCUGCGCCAGCGUUUCCGGCGGCAUCGCUACCGAGAGGCUGAGGGACCCCGCGAAGCCUGCAGGCAGCUGCAGGAGCUUUGCCACGAGUGGCUCCGGCCAGAGAGGAACACCAAGGAGCAGAUCCUGGAGCUGCUGAUCCUGGAGCAAUUUUUGACCAUCCUUCCCCAGGAGAUGCAGAGCUGGGUCCGGGAACGGAGGCCGGAGAGCUGCAGCCAAGCAGUGGCCUUUUCAGAAGAGUUCCUGGCGCGGCAGAGAGAGACCCAAAGGAAAGAGCCACAGGUGAUGUGGUCCUUCGAGGACUUGAUGUUGAAUCCUACCCGGCCACCACCUGCCCAGUAUUCUGCCCUGUCACAGCAGGUCCAUUACCCCGCGGUGGCGCUGCCCAUGCAGUACCCACCCUUAGCCCCCCAGUCUCCGUACCCGGCCAUCGGACAGCCAGCCCCCCAUCCCACUGUGGCGGAGCGAGUGCCGGCGGAUGCUCGGCAGAGGAUGCUCGGCAGGAAGUCGGCGUCCGACGACGGCGCCACCCUCCGCCCUUACGGUCCCAUCCAGGAGUUCCGGAGGCCCCUCACCAACGCCGAGCGGAUGAGGAAUCGGAGGAUGAGGAACCGGAAGCAGCGCUUGGAGACCAGCAUGCAGCUGGUGGAGUCGGCCUCCCGGGCCCCCUCCAUGCUGUUGGAUGCCAUGCGGGGCCUGCACUGUCACGACCUGAAGGCCUUUGACAGGGCCAGGCAGGAGGAGAGGCAGCACCGCAAGCAGGAACGGCGGCAGGAUCGAGCCACGGCGCAGCUGAUGGUCGACGCCAUCAAACGCUCCCACAGUGACCUGGGGGAAUUCCUGGGAAGGCAGACCUCCGCCAUGGCUGCCAUCGCGGAGGUCUUUACGGGCCAGAAGUCGCCCGCCCAGAGCACCUACACCAACCCCAGCUCUUACUCAGGGUAUGGCAACCCGCCCUGGGGUCCCCCAGAACCUGGAGCUCCAGUACCGUCCGGCCACGUCCCUGGCAUGCCUUCCGAGCCGGUCGCCGGUCCUGUCAUUCCCUGCCCGGUGCCUCCGGUGGCCCUGCCUGGGGGCAGCGGUGACCCAGUCCCGGAGCCGUCUCCCACCGCUGGACCAAGCGAGGCUGCUGCGCCCGAUUCCCCAAAGCCUUCCACCUCUGAUGCCACUUCCUGUGGCCUUGAGGCCAGGCCCAGCAGGGGCACGAAAAGGAAGACAUGGGACUGAGGACCCAUAACUUUUAUAUAUAUAUAGGUUUUUUUUUCCUUAGAGCAAUUCCAUUUCCUGUUGCCAGCUUGGCAAAUUCCACCACGUCUCCCUGCCUUUAGCGUGUUAGGCGGACAUCCCAUCUUAAUCUAUGCAAGGAAGCCUGAGGCAAUGCUUCAGGCCCAUAGGAAGGAUUGCCGCGGGCUUCUGAGCCCCCGGGAUGGCAGAUGGCAGUAAAAGAGAGAAAGCCGCAGAGCGCUUGAUCUGUCGGAGGUGGAUUUAGGGCAAGGAAGUUGCAUCUGCCCAUCUGCAAAAUAGGAAUAAUCAACCCACGUUUACAUAGUCACUUAAAAGCAGAUACCCUCAAGGUCAUUUUACUUCUCCGGUAAUUAAAAGAAGGAGGUGAAAAUCG
Pseudonaja textilis is the source of this 2509-nucleotide messenger RNA. RefSeq lists its product as uncharacterized. NCBI's taxonomy places the organism in Eukaryota, Metazoa, Chordata, Lepidosauria, Squamata, Elapidae. The record is from RefSeq and is a predicted model, not a curated record.